Messenger RNA from Lachancea lanzarotensis, 645 nucleotides. Its product is annotated as LALA0S05e04588g1_1. The coding region runs from base 1 to 645 and encodes 214 amino acids. The record is from RefSeq and is a predicted model, not a curated record. Lineage: Eukaryota; Fungi; Ascomycota; Saccharomycetes; Saccharomycetales; Saccharomycetaceae. The transcript has a single exon. Gene Ontology annotation, molecular function: GTPase activity; GTP binding. Gene Ontology annotation, biological process: small GTPase-mediated signal transduction.
AUGUCGUCUUCGUACCAAAAUGGGUCUGGACCAGGCUCCAUGCGCAAAAAAUUGGUGAUUGUGGGUGAUGGAGCGUGUGGAAAAACGUGUUUACUGAUUGUGUUUUCGAAGGGUCAAUUCCCCGAAGUUUACGUUCCUACGGUUUUUGAGAACUACGUGGCCGACGUAGAAGUGGAUGGUCGCCGUGUGGAGCUGGCGUUGUGGGAUACUGCUGGCCAGGAAGACUACGACCGGCUCAGACCGUUGUCGUACCCCGAUUCCAGCGUCGUGUUGAUCUGUUUUUCAAUUGACCUGCCCGAUUCGCUUGACAACGUGCAGGAAAAAUGGAUAGCAGAGGUAUCACAUUUCUGUCAAGGCGUGCCUGUGGUGUUGGUUGGGUGUAAAGUAGAUCUGAGAGACGAUGUGGCCACACUGGAGGCGUUGACGGCCACUGGCCAGCAUCCAGUGACCGGGGCCGAAGCUCAAGCGGUGGCAGAUCAGAUCGGUGCAUGCGCAUACUACGAAUGUUCUGCCAAGACCGGCUACGGCGUCCCAGAGGUUUUUGAAGCCGCAACGCGGGCUGCAAUUUCGGGCAAAAAAACGAGCACUGUGGGGAAGGCCAAGAACGGUGCUACGAAGCGCAAGAAAAAAUGUGUGAUUCUGUAA